Molecule: messenger RNA, 1059 nt
Organism: Mytilus trossulus (common blue mussel)
Lineage: Eukaryota; Metazoa; Mollusca; Bivalvia; Mytilida; Mytilidae
Product: probable G-protein coupled receptor B0563.6
Exons: 1
Coding region: 1-1059 (352 amino acids)
Biological process (GO): G protein-coupled receptor signaling pathway
Cellular component (GO): membrane
Molecular function (GO): G protein-coupled receptor activity
Source: RefSeq, a predicted model, not a curated record
AUGAAUUCUACUUUGGAUUAUCUGAUCUCAUACAACGAUUCCUUAAAUGAAAGCCAAACAUUCGAAAACCAGUCAGCCAAGAGCCGGGACAUAGCUGACUUGGUGUUAAACAAUUACAUUGGGCCAAUAUUAUGUGUGUUUGGAAUAUGUGGAAACAUUUUAAAUCUUAUUAUUUUAUUCAAAGGACAUUUGAACGAGUCUCCUUACUUAUAUCUCAAAAUACUUGCGAUGACUGACAUGUGCGCGCUGCUAUUGUCUUUUAUCCACAUGUCAAUAUCAGGGAAGUCUACAUCACAUGACUGGCAGGUGUUUAAUGCCUAUAUAUUCUUCCCACUUGUUAAUUUCUUUAUGGCAGCAAGUGUAUUACUAACUGUAGGAGUGACAAUUGAUAGAUUUAUUUUUGUAAAGGCCCCGCUAUGGGCAAGGUCGUAUUGCAGUAUUCAUCGAGCUAAAACCCGUAUUGUUCUGAUACUUUUAUUUACUAUAUUAGUAUCCGUGCCAAGAUUCUUUUGUUACUUUGUUGUUAAAGAAGACAAUAUGUACACAAUGAAAAAGACAACAUUUCGAUCUCAGUCUGUGUAUUAUCAGAUUUAUGAUUUUACGUGUAUAGCACUUUUUCAUGUUUCGCCAUUGUUGAUAUUGAUGUUCUGUAACGCGUAUUUGAUAUGUGCUGUUCAUAACGCCAAGUCAGUCCGUCAAGAACUUGAGAUUAGAAAUAAUAAGGAAAAAGACUGGCAGAAAGAUCAACGUCGAUUUACAAUUACUCUUAUCAGUAUCGUGUUACUAUCAAUAAUAGCCAUUUUGCCGUCAACAGUUGGUGAUUUCGCACAGUAUUUUCAGAUAUCCAAUGAAAAUUACCGGAAGCUACGUUUAUCUGGUAAUAUUCUUCUACUUUGUAACCUCUCAAUGAACUUUCUCUUAUAUUGUGCUUUUAAUAAGCGUUUUGUUCGUGUGAUGAAAUUGUUAUUCUGUGGAAACAAUCCUAAAUCCUGGUCACCAAUAAGAAUGUCAAGGUCGGUAAAGUUUUCUACAGUUGACACAGGUGCAUCAGAAUUAUAA